AUGAUUUUAGCCUCAUUUUCUCGUAAUCCUGGUUCCGUCACUGAGUGUGAAAGAAGCGGUGAAAUGAAGGGUGCUGGUUCAAGAGAAAUAUCGAGUCCUAGCAGAAAAGAAUCCGCAGCAGAGAAUUAUCCACCACCACUGACAUUAAGGUUUCUGAGGAGCAAUGUGAAAAACAAAAGCAGAGGAAGAGCGUGGUCGCGGUCAAGCCCAACGUUCAUAGCUCGGAAAAAGAAUGUUGCAGCAACAAUUGAAACUCAAGAACCAUCUUCUCCUAAAGUCAGUUGUCUCGGACAAGUUCGUGUUAGCCAUUCAAUGAAUUUUACUCCCACCAAACGUGAUCAGUUAAAACAGUCACAGGGGACAUCUAGUAAACUCAAUUUGCGAAAAUUGGCCUCGUGUUUCUGGUUCGGGUGGUGUAAGAAAGUUGAUGUUAAAGAGAAUUCAUCAGAAUCAGAUACAAGGGGUCAUUUUAAUGAUGGUGAAAUUGUCAAUGAAGGCGGAGAAGCUGAUCAGAUAGAAGCAAAACAAGACAAUGAAGAGGUUAUAAGAGGCACAUCAUCAAUACCUAAGAAUGCAUUGUUGUUGACUCGGUGUAGGUCUGCACCUUUCAGGUCUUCGUCUAAUAAAAUCGAAGCUGAACUGAAGAUGACAAGUCGCUGGUGCGAUUUUGAUCGGCAAGAGAGGGAAGGUGGAAAACAGAUGAGCAGAAAAUUACAAAGUGGAGGAGAAAGUGAACAAAUUGGUGCAAUGGGGAAGCGGGUAGGAGAAUCGAGUGUCGAAAAAAGCAUGGAGCAAGAAGGUGUGACUCAUCCGCUUCUUCUUAUGAGGUGCAAAUCAGCAUCAGCAUCAAGAACUGGGAAGGAGCUUGCUUAA
Molecule: messenger RNA, 873 nt
Organism: Daucus carota subsp. sativus
Lineage: Eukaryota; Viridiplantae; Streptophyta; Magnoliopsida; Apiales; Apiaceae
Exons: 1
Coding region: 1-873 (290 amino acids)
Source: RefSeq, a predicted model, not a curated record